GCCAUACUCGUCAUAGUGGACAGACGAGAGCUGCUGCAGCAUCCCAAGUCCUUUACUAUGAUGAUCAUCGCCAACGCGAGAGAAUGAUGCCCCACGACCACGGGGUCGUGCAUCAUCAAGCGCGACGUGUUGAAGAUAUCAUCACCGACCACUGUAGUCGCGAAGCAGGAGGGAUCCAGCGCCCUCCUAGUACUAGAGACUAUGCUCGUGCAGCACACGUUAAUACUUCUUCAUCUGACCGUCCUUCAUCUGCUCAACAUUCCUCGCGGAGCCACCGUCAUGUACCUCCCCCGACAACGACUAGAGGCCAAAGGAGAGUGAACGAAGUUGUUGCUACUUCGAGAAGAAAUCAUAAUCAACAAGAAACUGAAACUCCGAAGAUACCUAGGGUUUUGCAACAUCAACCUACAAGCG
Molecule: messenger RNA, 414 nt
Organism: Amoebophrya sp. A25
Lineage: Eukaryota; Dinophyceae; Syndiniales; Amoebophryaceae
Source: the annotation of a GenBank genome assembly